GUGAAGGGACCGAUGGUGUCCGGAGCGGUGAAGGAAUCUGUCGCUAACACUCGAGGUUCCGAUCCUCAACAUGGACGCGCUGAACAAACUCAAGCAGUUCGACGCGUACCCCAAAACCCUGGAGGACUUCCGGGUGAAGACGUGGGGGGGCGCGACCGUGACCAUCAUCAGCGGCAUCAUCAUGCUGAUCCUGUUUGUCUCCGAGCUGCAGUACUACCUCACUAAAGAGGUUCACCCUGAGCUGUACGUGGACACGUCACGAGGAGACAAACUCAAAAUCAACAUUGACGUCGUCUUCCCACACAUGCCGUGCGCCUAUCUCAGUAUAGAUGCGAUGGACGUAGCCGGCGAGCAGCAAUUGGACGUUGAACACAAUCUGUUCAAGCAGCGGCUGGAUAACGAUCUGAAAGCCGUCACCACCGAGGCAGAUAAACACGAACUCGGUAAGGCUGACGAUGGGGAAGUGUUUGACCCGAGCACCCUGGACCCCAACAGAUGUGAGAGCUGCUACGGAGCCGAGACUGAAGACCUCAAAUGCUGUAACACCUGCGAUGACGUGCGGGAGGCCUACAGGCGGCGAGGCUGGGCUUUUAAAAACGCUGACACCAUCGAGCAGUGUAAGAGGGAGGGCUUCACUCAGAAGAUGCAGGAGCAGAAGAACGAAGGCUGCCAGGUGUAUGGCUUCCUGGAGGUCAACAAGGUGGCGGGAAAUUUCCACUUUGCUCCUGGAAAAAGUUUCCAGCAGUCGCACGUCCACGUGCACGCUGUGGAAAUUCACGACCUGCAGAGUUUCGGCUUAGACAACAUAAACAUGACCCAUCUGAUAAAACACCUGUCGUUUGGUAAAGACUACCCCGGCAUCGUGAACCCUCUGGACGACACAGACGUCACAGCACCACAAGCGUCGAUGAUGUACCAGUAUUUUGUGAAAAUCGUUCCUACGAUCUACGUGAAAACAGACGGAGAAGUGGUGAAAACAAACCAGUUCUCCGUCACCAGACAUGAGAAGGUGGCCAACGGGUUGAUAGGAGACCAGGGGCUGCCGGGGGUCUUUGUUCUGUACGAGCUGUCGCCCAUGAUGGUGAAAUUCACAGAGAAACACCGAUCCUUCACACACUUCCUAACAGGAGUUUGUGCGAUCAUCGGAGGUGUUUUCACAGUGGCCGGUCUGAUCGACUCGCUCAUCUACCACUCGGCUCGGGUCAUCCAGAAGAAAAUAGAGCUGGGCAAAGCGUCCUAGCACCGCCCCCCCACCCCCACCCCCCCGCUGGCCUCCACGAUGCAACACAGACCAAGACACGGAUAGAGAGACAGAAGGAAGAAGAAGAAGAAGAGGAGGAAGGUCGGAGGUGAAGAGGGAGAAGUUUGGAAACGGGAGCGAGUGGCUGGUUUUCCCUCUGUCUCCCUCUUCUGUCAUACUGAGAGAGAGAGA
This is a messenger RNA of Limanda limanda (common dab), 1432 nucleotides long. It is a transcript of the gene ergic3, whose product is annotated as ERGIC and golgi 3. The transcript is spliced from 14 exons. Gene Ontology annotation, cellular component: Golgi membrane; COPII-coated ER to Golgi transport vesicle; endoplasmic reticulum. The coding region runs from base 71 to 1240 and encodes 389 amino acids. Lineage: Eukaryota; Metazoa; Chordata; Actinopteri; Pleuronectiformes; Pleuronectidae. Gene Ontology annotation, biological process: retrograde vesicle-mediated transport, Golgi to endoplasmic reticulum; endoplasmic reticulum to Golgi vesicle-mediated transport. The record is from RefSeq and is a predicted model, not a curated record.